This is a messenger RNA of Paramuricea clavata, 1473 nucleotides long. The record is from the annotation of a GenBank genome assembly. Lineage: Eukaryota; Metazoa; Cnidaria; Anthozoa; Malacalcyonacea; Plexauridae.
AUGUCUCAUACAACAUCGCUCUCCCUUGCUCAAAUCGAUGCUCAUGUCUUCGCCGCACAAGCAAUUUCCCUCGAUAUGUCGAAGGUAGCAACUGGUCCACUCAACAAACUUAUAACAGCACACGCAAAUGCCAUUGGAAGUCCGUCGGAGUUCAUAUUUUUCCCAUUACUUUCCAUUGCUGCCCACUUCACAGGACCUUCUACUCGAGUUAUGAUUAACAAGGACUGGCUAGAACCACUCAUACUCUGGAAUGUCGUUCUGGCUGACAAAGGUCAGAAGAAAUCACCCGCACUGAACAGGUUUGUAAAGCCAAUACAACAGUUGGAGGUCGAUCUGAAUGACGCUGACGAUGCUAGAAAUGAUGAUGAUGAGGAAAAUCAUUCGCGGCAAAUUUACAUUGAACAUUUUUCUAUGGAAGAGCUUCAUUACACAUUGAAGAGGAAUGACGGAAGAGUUGUUGGCCUUUACGACGAGAUUUCCCUGUUGUAUGAACAACUAGAUAAAUAUAAAAGCGGAAACUCUGAUCGAAAGACAUUCCUUUCGUUAAUAAACGGCAGCCCAUGGCGAAGAAAUUUUAGAACCUCCAACAGCAUCGUCCCAUGCACCCAUUUCAACAUCGCCGGUUUCGUUCAACCUGAUGUUAUUGUUAAUCUCCUGCAUAGCAAUGAUUACGAUGGCUUCUGUGAUCGUCAACUUUUCGUGUGCCCCCCCGAACAGGACGUAGACUACGACGACAUCAUUCAACCGCCGGAAGGAACACCUGAUCUAAAAGAUUUAUUUCGAGCAAUAGAUGAAAACCACAGCUCAUCCAACCACAACUACACGUUGUCUAACGACGCGCAUGAAGAAUUUGUGUCAUUCCAUGACCAACUAAAUGAAAGAAAGAGAAACCAGCAUCGACGCGACAAAGACCGGAAAAGUAUUCUGUCUAAAGCAAAAGGACAGGUCGCUCGUCUUGCCGCCGUCUUGUUUGCUCUUGAUCAAGCAUUGGCAUUGGUCAUAAAGGAAACGGACGAUCAACCAUCCUGGUUGUUUGAAAUUCCGCGUGAAUUCAUGGAACGGGCUAUCCAUCUGAUCGAAUUCUGCAUUGCUCAGAAAUUUGCCCUCGGGAAACCCGCUUUUAAACCGCCACCUGCCAAUACCACUAACACUGACAACUGUCAGCCACAGGAGAUUGACAAGCACAGAGUAAAACGGCUACUUGAGCUACCAUCCCCUAUAUCCGUGACACAUAUUACUCAACGUCAUAUACAAAAAAGAGUAGACAAUAAAUAUAGGAAAGAAGAAGCAGAAGCGUUAAUGGAACACGUUUUACAGCUCAAACUUGGCGAAAUUGUCACUGCUGAGUACCAAGCAGGAAAACAAAAACGAGAGAAGAAAACCCUUGUCAAGAGAAAAAUCGACGAUCUAGACGAAGAGCAGAAAAAUAUUCUAAAACGAUUGAAGGUUGACUUGGAAAAAUUCAAUCAAUAA